AUGAGUAAGACACCUGAUGGCAGAUUAAGUCGUCCAUAUAUUGAAGGGGUCAAUGCAUUUAUUAAUUUUGCAAAGGCGGUUGUGGACUUGAGUGGUAAUAUUCCGUGUCCGUGUAUUCACUGUGUGAAUUGCUAUCGACAAUCUCUUCAUACUGUGCGUAUCCACUUGCUUCAUCGUGGGAUUAUGCAAUCUUACAUUAAUUGGCAUAAUCAUGGAGAAUCUCGUGUAUUGAACGAGAACAUUCAUGAUAAUGAAAUGUCGGAUGGUGAUCAUAUGGAUGGUAUCGAUGCCUUGGUAGGUGAUCGAAUUAGAGGGGAACCGAGGAAUGUAAUCGAAGAUGAGGAGGUGCAUCAUUUUGACAAACUUGAGGAAGAUGCAAAGCGUGAGUUGUAUCCGGGUUGCACUGAUUAUAGUAUCUUGAAGUUUGUUAUUGAGAUGUUGAAUGUAAAGGUUUUACCGAAAGGUAACUUGGUACCAAGGUCAACUUAUGAAGCAAAGAAGAUAUUACGUGACUUGGGCUUGUCAUACGAGCAUAUAGAUGCAUGUAAAAAUGAUUGUGCACUAUUUUGGAAGGAAAAUGAAAACAUUGAUAAAUGUCCGGUGUGUGAGGCGCCUAGGUACAAGGAUACAUGUGCCCAAGGUAAGAAGAUUUCUCAUAAGGUAUUGCGUUACUUCCCGUUGACACCGAGACUGAGGAGAUUGUACAUGUCAAGCCAAAGAGCUAAGGACAUGAGAUGGUAUAUAGACAAACGUGUGGAUGAUGGGAUAAUGAGGCAUCCAGCUGAUAGUGAGGAGCGGAAGGAGUUUGAUUUGCAAUAUCCUGAUUUUGCCCUCGAACCUCGCAAUGUAAGGUUGGGGUUGGCUACAGAUGGAUUUAACCCUUUUGGGAAUAUAAACAACAACUAUAGUAUAUGGCCUGUCAUACUUAUCCCCUAUAACCUACCGCCUUGGCUGGUUAUGAAAGAGCCAUAUUUUAUGUUGUCUUUACUUAUUCCUGGUCCUCAUCAACCGGGAAAUGAAAUUGAUAUUUACUUGAAACCAUUGGUUGAUGAGUUGAAGGAGUUGUGGGAAGAAGGUGUAGAAACUUAUGAUGCUUAUAGUAAAGAGCAUUUCUAG
Quercus robur (English oak) is the source of this 1116-nucleotide messenger RNA. RefSeq lists its product as uncharacterized. NCBI's taxonomy places the organism in Eukaryota, Viridiplantae, Streptophyta, Magnoliopsida, Fagales, Fagaceae. The record is from RefSeq and is a predicted model, not a curated record. The transcript is spliced from 2 exons. The coding region runs from base 1 to 1116 and encodes 371 amino acids.